Messenger RNA from Neofelis nebulosa (Clouded leopard), 1015 nucleotides. RefSeq names its product keratin-associated protein 10-4-like. NCBI's taxonomy places the organism in Eukaryota, Metazoa, Chordata, Mammalia, Carnivora, Felidae. The record is from RefSeq and is a predicted model, not a curated record. The coding region runs from base 94 to 1011 and encodes 305 amino acids. Gene Ontology annotation, cellular component: keratin filament. The transcript has a single exon.
GCUGGAGCUCCUCACACACACACACACACACACACACACACACACUCACACACACUCACACACACUCCCUCCUGCAGCCCCACCGCCCCCGCCAUGGCCGCGUCCACCCUGUCCGUCUGCUCCAGCGACCUGAGCUAUGGCAGCCGCGUCUGCCUGCCCGGAUCCUCGGACUCCUGCCCCGACUCCUCCUGGCAGGUGGACGACUGCCCAGAGAGCUGCUGCGAGCCCCCGUGCUGCGCCCCGGCCCCCCGCCUGACCCUCCUGUGUGGCCCCUCCUCCCCCUGCCAGGGAGACUGCUGCACCCCUGUGUGCUGCAAGCCCGUGUGCUGCACCCCUGUCUGCUGCAAGCCCGUCUGCUGCACCCCUGUCUGCUGCAAGCCCGUCUGCUGCACCCCUGUCUGCUGUGAGGACUCCCCCUGCACAACCUCUUCAUGCUGCCAGCCGUCCUGCUGCACCUCCUCCCCCUGCCAGGAAGACUGCUGCAAGCCCGUCUGCUGCACCCCUCUGUGCUGCAAGCCCGUCUGCUGCACCCCUGUGUGCUGCAAGCCCACCUGCUGCACCCCUGUCUGCUGCAAGCCCGUCUGCUGCACCCCUGUGUGCUGCAAGCCCGUGUGCUGCACCCCUGUGUGCUGCCAGGACUCCCCCUGCUCAGCCCCCUCCUGCUGCCAGCCCAGCCCCUGCUGCAGACCCUCCUCCUGCGUGUCCCUGAUCUGCCGCCCUGUGUGCAGGCCCACCUGCUGCACCCCUGUCUGCUGCAAGCCCGUCUGCUGCACCCCUGUCUGCUGCAAGCCUGUCUGCUGCACCCCUGUGUGCUGUGAGGAUUCCCCCUGCUCAGCCCCCUCCUGCUGCCAGCCCAGCCCCUGCUGCAGACCCUCCUCCAGUGUGUCCCUGCUCUGCCGCCCCGUGUGCCCCCGCCCCGCCUGCUGCACCCCUGUCUCCUCCUGCUGCCGCCCGGCCUCCUGCGUGUCCCUGCUCUGCCGUCCCGCGUGCCCCCGCCCUGCCUGCUGCUGACCGG